UCCGAUUCAUCUUUACAUGCCAUCUGUGAUUUAGAACAGCGGCGUUAUCCGUCGGCAGAGCUACUUAAACGCAGUGGCAGACGAAAUUCGCUCACUUUAGCGCUCUCACAUUUGAAGGGGGAGAAAAAUGGACGUGGCAGUGGAUGUUUAUGUGGCUGUUCCGCUCCUCUUUACCGUGCUGGCCGUUAUCAUUGCUUCUCUAUAUUUGAGAUUCAGACCUUCCGAUGCAAGUGUUAAAGACCAGGCGACGAGUUCGAAAGUUGACGAGAGCAAAGCCGAAGAGGAGCCAAGGAGGAACGCCGAGGAAGCGAAGACGCCCGACGAUGUGAGCGAAGAGCAGCCAGAGAAGAGCGCCGACGAGUCGGAGAAAACUAAAGGCAAGAUGCCGGUGGAGGAGAUCGGAGCUGGAGAGGGGAAUCUCCAAAACCAAGAGACGACUAAAAACUCCGAGAAGGAACCCGUGCCCACCGAGGAGAAGAGCCCCCAAACUAACGAAUCAAAGCAAGAGCCCAGUCACCCCGAGGAGAAGCUUAAAAAGGAAGAAGAUGAAGCAGAGAUUGGAAGUACUAAAUCCCUUCCUGAUGAAGGCACUGAUGACCUAGUUGAUGAGUACCGUCCAGGCAAGAUUCGAGGCAGCAACUACGAAAAAACACUGACCAGAGAAGAGCUGGAGGCAGAACAACGGGUUGAAUUAACCCCUGACUUCACCUCCGUGUAGGUUCUAGGCCUGGUGAGACUAUUUCUGUAACAAUAUAUUGGAUCCAACAAGAGCAACUGGCUGCCAUCUUCAAGUUAAUGAAAGAAAAAAAGGAAACUUUUGGUGACAUGUCAGAAAAAGACAUGGAAGAACAGCUCAAACUUUAUUCGCUUUAGAUUGUAGCUGUUUACUCUUUUAAGGUUACUUAAUUGAAUGUAGGGCUAUCAUUGCAAGGCAGGCAAAGGUUUGUUACUUGAAUUUAUGGUAAAUAGCUUUAGAUAUAGUAACCAUCAUUAGUUACUAAUGUCCUUUUUUUAUUGUGAUUAUUUUCCAUUUGAAGUAAUGAAAAGCUUUCCCAAAUGCAACCAAAGGCCUUGUAAAAGAAUGCAAGUCUAAAUGGACUUAAAAUAAUUAAAUUUAAUGUGUGGAUGCCUACACACCAUAGUAAAAUUAUUCACAUAUAUUCUUCCAGUCAUUUUUAUUUCCUUAAUGUAUAGAUUAUAACAGUUCAGUAAAGAGUAUUGACAAUUAAGCAUCGCUAUGAAUGGGUUUAAGUACACAGAUACCAUUUUCUUUUACAGCUCACAGUCAAUAUCUUUGGGUAGAUCACCCAAGGUCAAUAUGCAUCUGACAUUUAUUCAACUUGAAGUGUUCUUCAUUUGUGGAAUUUAUAUGGACUGGCCUAGUAGAACUCCCAUCACUAUCUUCACAGUCUAGGAUGGAAGUGUUUUGCGCUUUAAAUCAAUCCUAAUGCAUCAGCAGUUCUUCCAUUAUUGUAAUGAUGUUCAGUAAAUGACAGGAGACAAUUUUACAAACCUUACUAACAUUGAAAGAUUACAAUCCUCUCGGGCUAGAUGUUUGUAAUACAAUUUCCGGGCCACUUUACCAAAACUUGCAUAAGUUGCAAUCAUCCUUUUUCUUUCCCCAUCCAAACCUUUAUUCUCAGUUCUUUACAUUAUUUUUAGACCCUCUUAACAAUUUCCUGAUUUAUUUAAAACAGUUGAGUUAUGAAUUCCUUAAUCAUGGCAUGGUUACAGCACAAGAGAUGGCCGUAUGGCCUGUUAUGUCCAUGCCACCUCUCCAAGGCUAAAUCUGCUAAUCCCACACCCACCCCCUCGUCCUCUCCCUAUGGUCCUGCAACGUUUCUCUUUGGGUGCUUGUACAAUCCCCAUUUGAAAGCUUGAUUUAUAUCUGCCUCCACCACACUGGCAGUGCAUUCCAGAUCCCGACCACCUUGUGUACAAAAAAAAAAGUUUUUCCUCUUUUUUAGUUCUUUUGCCAACCACUAAAUCAGUGUCCUCUUUGUUCUUGGCCUUUCCUCCAAUGAGAACAGUUUCUUUCGGUCUACUCUUGUCUUGACUCCUGAUUUUGAACACAUCUAUCAAAUGCUAUCCUUUUAAGGAGGAUAGCCCCAGCUGCUCCAAUCUGUCCACAUAACUAAAGACCCUUGUCUUAGCUGUUCACUAUUAAAACUUUCUCCUGUGAAGCAGAAAUCCCAACACGUUCAUUGUUUCCUGUGUUCCGGGCGUGGGCUAGGAGGUGAGGGUGGUAGGUCUUUUUUUUUUUUAAAAAAGUGCAAGCAUUUUUGUAAAAUUAAGAACUUUUGAACCAUUAGCAUUGUGCUGUUGUAGUGGUUGCAAUAAUUUCAUUAAUGAAAACUGCUCCUAUUCAGAAAUUGCAACCCAAAUUUUGAAUGAGUGUUUGUUUUCUUUUGAUUUUUUUUAAAGGCUUGGAAGUUUUGAAAUUUUGUGCAGCAAUAAAAAUUGAAAAUAAAAUGCACUUUAAUUACUCUGGUCUUUUGUUGCUAAAGCUAAGAGGCAAACCUAA
Messenger RNA from Carcharodon carcharias (great white shark), 2524 nucleotides. Its product is annotated as matrix-remodeling-associated protein 7-like. Bases 128 to 718 code for a protein of 196 amino acids. NCBI's taxonomy places the organism in Eukaryota, Metazoa, Chordata, Chondrichthyes, Lamniformes, Lamnidae. The record is from RefSeq and is a predicted model, not a curated record. The transcript is spliced from 5 exons.